UGGCAGGACUUAAUGCAAAUGAAUGUAGAGGAAACUGUCAGCUGCCCUGUGGUUCAACCAAUAGAAGCACAGCUCCAUCUUGCCUGUGCACUAGACUGCAUUACAAACAGACUGUACCAUUGAUACCAUCGCUUCAACGGCAGCCCUUCAGACAAGAGGUCCCUGUCCUCGAAGUUUAAAGGAGUGGAAAUAGGAGCCGAAAAUACACAGAACUAAGAAGAUUCAAAAGAACAAUACAAGAAGUGGAAUCCUAAGAAUGGCCUCCCUGAGCUCCAGCCUAUGGAAUGAAACCACUACAUCUGUUUAUCAGUACCUUGGUUUUCAAGUUCAAAAAAUUUACCCUUUCCAUGAUAACUGGAACACUGCCUGCUUUGUCAUUCUGCUUUUAUUUAUAUUUACAGUGGUAUCUUUAGUGGUGCUGGCUUUCCUUUAUGAAGUGCUUGACUGUUGCUGCUGUGUAAAAAACAAAACGGUGAAAGACUUGAAAAGUGAACCUAACCCUCUUAGAAGCAUGAUGGACAACAUCAGAAAACGUGAAACUGAAGUGGUCUAGCACUCUACAUAAGAUGAGCAAAAUCUCUGAAAACAGCCUUCAACUUUGGAGAAAAAAAUUUUCUGAGACCAACUGUUAUUAUAAAAUUGACUGACUUUGAAUGAUUAAGAAAUUUCUACUAGAACAGUGGUUCUCAACCUUCUGGCCCUUUAAAAACAGUUCAUGUUGUGACCCAACCAUAAAAU
Myotis brandtii (Brandt's bat) is the source of this 738-nucleotide messenger RNA. RefSeq names its product small integral membrane protein 18 (gene SMIM18). The coding region runs from base 257 to 553 and encodes 98 amino acids. The record is from RefSeq and is a predicted model, not a curated record. Lineage: Eukaryota; Metazoa; Chordata; Mammalia; Chiroptera; Vespertilionidae. The transcript is spliced from 3 exons.